Molecule: messenger RNA, 778 nt
Organism: Thermothielavioides terrestris NRRL 8126
Lineage: Eukaryota; Fungi; Ascomycota; Sordariomycetes; Sordariales; Chaetomiaceae
Exons: 2
Coding region: 107-556 (149 amino acids)
Source: RefSeq, a predicted model, not a curated record
UAGUUCCAGAGCUGCACAAUCCAGACUCCAGAGCUGCCCGGAAGGAAACGGACACCCAUCAUAUCUCUCGCCAACAACUAAGAAACAGUUGCAAAUCAUCACCACGAUGGCGCCGAAUGGAAUCCCCAUCGCCACUCUCGGCGGAAAUGCCAAGAUCGCCGAAGGAGUCAGCGCUCUCCUUGCUCCCGACUAUGACUUCGUGCACAUCUGCCUGAGCCCGGAGACCGCCCUGGCCGAGCUGCCGCAGGUGUGCGCGGGCAAGCUGGACGGGCCGAACGCGGCGCAGCUGGGCAGCAACGCGCAGCGCGCCGUCGGCGAGCGCCGCACUCCGAAGGCCGUCGUCUUCGGCGCCGGGGUCGCCGACGCCGAGGCGGACAACAUCGUGGCGGCCAUCAAGGAGGUUGCGCCCGACAUCAACAUCGUGCGUGUCCCGCGCGAGGAGGUGGUGGCCGCCUCCGGCGGCAAGACGCCGCCCGAGGUCGGCGUGAUCGCCAAGAUUGUGAAGGAAAAGCUGGACGCGCUGGUUGCGAAGGGGCUGUUGGAGGCUGCUGCUUGAUUUAAUUGAGCUCCGCAUUGCAGUCAAUCUGGGGGAAUGGAGCAGUAGUGUGGUAGUGUGAGAGGGCACGGCUGGUAAUCAAGAGCGCAGACCGGUUCAGAGAUAGUUGCUAGACGAUGGGUCAUGCAACGGUGGGCAGAACUGAACGAAGGGUGUUUUUCCAUCAGGUGUUUCUCCUGCCGAAUGUGUGAUUCAUUAUAGAAUGUUCGCCGAGAUGCUCCU